This is a messenger RNA of Oncorhynchus gorbuscha (pink salmon), 1882 nucleotides long. RefSeq names its product adaptor related protein complex 5 subunit sigma 1 (gene ap5s1). Gene Ontology annotation, biological process: double-strand break repair via homologous recombination; endosomal transport. The transcript has 3 exons. The record is from RefSeq and is a predicted model, not a curated record. Bases 140 to 742 code for a protein of 200 amino acids. NCBI's taxonomy places the organism in Eukaryota, Metazoa, Chordata, Actinopteri, Salmoniformes, Salmonidae. Gene Ontology annotation, cellular component: late endosome; AP-type membrane coat adaptor complex; lysosome.
UGACUGCAUCUGUCUUGUCACCUGAUCGAACCCAGGAAGCAAAGCGUAACAAGCCCUGCAAUCUGGCAUCCCUGUCGUUAUCGACAGAGAAAGACGAACUAGAUCGAUAUCUUAGUUCAUUAAGUCACACAGCGACACCAUGGUUCAAUGUUUCCUGAUCCAUACCGUUAACCCGGUAAGCACUCUGGCCCCCGGGGAGAGCCGCGUGCUCUACUCCCGUGUGUUUGGACCGGAGGAGGGCGCGCUGACCGGGGCGGACAGUGAACUGGGACCGGAACAGAGGCGGCUUCUGCAAAAUGAGAAGGUAGCGGUGGUGGCGAGGCAGGUGCGUAGUGCAGUGACCCUGUCCCGUGAGGCGUCAGGCCGGGUGUUGGUAGAGACCGUACUGGGAGAAGAGCUGGUGGCUCUCCAAGAGGCUGACAGCGGGGUUCAGCGGCUGGGGAGGGGAGAGCCCUGGGCUGGGGAGAGGAGUGCUCUGUGGCUGGGGGUCCAGAGCCUAGCCUUCACCCUGGUCACUGAGCCCCAUGAGAACCUGCUUCUGGCUGAAGGGACCCUGAAGAGCAUCACCAGACACUGUCUGGAACAUCUACGCAUGCUGGGGACGGGGAGUGAGGUCCUGUUGAAGAGUGACCGUAUCGAUGUCCUGCUCCACCGUCUGUUACCACACGGUCAGCUGCUGUUCCUCAACCAUCGCUUCACUCAGAGUCUGGAGAAAGAGCUGGCUAAUUACAUGGCCCAAUGAGAGAGAAGGAGAGGAUGGCGUAUUAUGCCAAAAAGAAGGUCUGAAAACGGCGAGUUGCCAUCCAAACUUAAAAAUAAAAACGAAUAGCUUGUUGUUCAACUUAAUGUUGAAAACAUUUUUAUUACGCCGCUCUCUAAUGAACACUACCCUUGGAGAAUAGGAGUGAACUACACGGACCUUCUUCUUCUCUCCUUUGGGAUAGCACGGGCAAACAGGAAGUGGGUUGAUACCACGGGCUAACAGGAAGUGAGUUGACCUGAGGGGUCCAGAACAGAAAGACACAACUAUCCAUCACACAGAGACUGUUAUUGUCACAAAGCUGCAUUCAAUAAUGGCCUGAAGAGUGUCUGAACUGUCUCUCUGUCUGUGACCUUGCCCAUCCAGGAGAUGGAAAAUGAACCUUUGUGGCAGAGGUAUAUAUUUGUCACGUGCUGAAUACAACACGCCUUACUGGGCAAUGCUUACUUACAAGCCGCCCUUUUAAGAAAAAUAAGAGUUAAGAAAAUAUUUACUAAUGUAAGGGGGAGUGGGGAGUGGGGGAGGGGGAAGGGGGGUCAAUGCAAAUAGUCCAGGUAGCCAUUUGAUGAACUGUUCAGCAGUCUGAUGGCUCGGGGGUAGAAGCUGUUCAGGAGCCUUUUGGUCCCAGAUAUGGCGCUCCGGUACCGCUUGCCAUGCUGUAGCAGAGAGAACAGUAGGACUUGGAUGACUGGAGUCCUUGACAGUUUGUUGAGGCCUUCCUCUGACACCACCUGUGCUGUACCGGGGCGCCGGGGAACAGUGGGUUAGAUCUCUAGAGAUUGGUAGAGCUCUGUGUUGAUUUUUGGUAGAGCUCUGUGUUGAUUUUGGUAGAGCUCUGUGUUGAUUUUGGUAGAGCUCUGUGUUGAUUGGUAGAGCUCCGUGUUGAUUGGUAGAGCUCCGUGUUGAUUGGUAGAGCUCUGUGUUGAUUGGUAGAGCUCUGUGUUGAUUGGUAGAGCUCUGUGUUGAUUGGUAGAGCUCUUUUCUUGUGUUACAGCUUGAAUUUAAAAUUGUAUUAAAUAGAGAUUUUGUGUCACUGGUCUACACACAAUACCCCAUAAUGUCAAAGUGGAUUUUUAUUUUAUUUUUAUUUUUUACAAAUGAAUUAAAAGUGAAAAUCUGAAA